This is a messenger RNA of Nematolebias whitei (Rio pearlfish), 569 nucleotides long. RefSeq names its product epithelial membrane protein 3. Gene Ontology annotation, cellular component: plasma membrane. NCBI's taxonomy places the organism in Eukaryota, Metazoa, Chordata, Actinopteri, Cyprinodontiformes, Rivulidae. The record is from RefSeq and is a predicted model, not a curated record. The coding region runs from base 1 to 498 and encodes 165 amino acids. The transcript is spliced from 4 exons.
AUGGCGUUACUUCUCGUGUUUGUCACCCUGCUGCAUCUCAUCACACUAGCAAUGCUGUUCAUUGCAACUAUGGAAAAGACCUGGUGGGUGUGGGACAACACAAAACACUCAGACCUUUGGUACAACUGCAGGCUGGACAACUCCACUGGCACCUGGUUGUGUACAUCUACAAAAGAAACAGAGUGGCUACAUGCAGUGCAGGUCCUCAUGGUUCUCUCAGUGGUCUUCUCUGUAGUCUCCUUCUUCGUGUUCUUGGGCCAGCUGCUCACCAUGUCUAAGGGUGGACUCUUCUACUUCACUGGACUGUGUCAAGUCUUUGCAGGUCUGACAGACUUAUCUGCUGCUCUCAUCUACACACUCCACAAUAAGGAAAUCCUUCUGGACACACCAAAACUGUUUUCGGGAUAUUUUGGCUACUGUUUUAUCCUGGCCUGGGUGUGUGUCCCUCUCUUGUUGUGUAGCGGGAUCAUAUACAUCCACUUGCGCAAGAAAGAGUGACCAGACAAAGGAAGACCAAUGUCAACGGCAGCACCAGCAACGAAGCGACUAAAGUGACAUCACUGUUCAAA